CAUAAUGUGUGAUUCAUAAGCAAUUUAUAAUAUCCCAAUUGAGAGCAGAGGAGAAGAAGAGAGAAUGGGUUCGAUGGGCAAGUUAGAAAAACCUCAUGCAGUUUGUAUACCAUACCCAGCUCAAGGCCACAUCAACCCCAUGCUCAAACUCUCCAAACUCCUCCACCAAAGAGGCUUUCACAUCACCUUUGUCAACACUGAGUUCAACCACAAACGCCUCCUCAAAUCUCGGGGCCCCGACUCCCUCAACGGGCUCUCUUCCUUCAGGUUCGAAACCAUACCCGAUGGGCUCCCCGAGUCCGAUGCCAAUGCAACCCAAGACAUCCCAUCACUGUGCGAGUCCACCAGGAAACACUGCUUGGCUCCUUUUAAAGACCUUCUUUCGAAGCUAAACGACACUGCUUCGUCGAACGUCCCGCCGGUGACUUGCAUAGUCUCCGAUGGGGCUAUGAGCUUCACUGUGGAUGCUGCUGAAGAAUUGGGCAUUCACUUUAAUUUUCUAAUUAAAAAAAAAAGCCCCCGGAGGAGACCUGAGUAUUAA
Camellia sinensis is the source of this 541-nucleotide messenger RNA. The record is from RefSeq and is a predicted model, not a curated record. Lineage: Eukaryota; Viridiplantae; Streptophyta; Magnoliopsida; Ericales; Theaceae.